GUCGGACAUUUGUAUUAAUCCUGAUAGGGGUCAGCACGAUAUAGAUUAGGGAUUGAUAUCAGUAAGGGGAUAGCUAACUACUAUUCAUUAAACCUGGCGCCGAGCCCGCGACUCGGUCGAAGUCCAGUCUGAUAAAUAGGUCCAAAAUAAGCUGAUAGGGGUCAGGGAGAUAACGCGUGUAUUUGUAACUGUUCAUAUUAAAAUGUAAUGUGGUUGUAAUCGUCUCCAUUAAGAUUGUUGAUGGUUUGAGAGACAGAGAGAGAGAGAGAGAACUCAAGAAGAGUUGUUGGGUAAAUCCGAAACUUAUAUGUUGUAUGUAAACUUUUAUGUUGUCCGAAAAAUUCUGUGUUGUAUGUAAACUUCCAUGUUGUAUGUACCUAUGACUUCUGUGUUCUGACAGUUGUUAUAGAAUUUUAUUAAUUGGCCUGUACUGAGUUAUUUUAAUAGGAAUGAGUGAAUUGUGAUUGACCAAUAUGUUAAAUUCCUUCGGGACCCUGUUUGUUCUGAAAUCUGCAUAGAAAACUGUCCUAAUUAUAUAUAUAUAUAUAUAUAUUGGGUUGUGUAUAGAGGUGAGGGAAAGCAGAGGCUGUGUUUUAACAUGUAAAGGACACGAUUAUGAAUGUUGGAAAUUCUAUGUGAAUUUCGUAUGAAUGACUGUAGUAUUGAGAAAACAUAUUAACCAGAGUUUACGUUCCAUGAUUUUGAGACCGGGGAAAUUAAAUUGAGAGAAACGUUUGUCGCGGAGUAAACCGCUAGGUGGGGAUACGUAACUGGGCUAUUAUGCACACGUGCUGAUAGACAAGGCCAUCUCAGUAGUCGAAUGACGGUGCAAACUUGAUUGAUAGCCGCCGGGCUAAAACACUGAUUUUCGCUUUUUUUUCAUUCCUGUUGAUAUUGCCUAAAGAGAUUGCUAUAGAAUCGCUCAAAUUUAAAUGUAUAAUCAGGAACAAAAUGACUGAUGUAUAAUUGAAAUAAUAUCUGAAUAUAAUAUUUAAAUAGUUGAAUAGAUCCCUUGGUUGUGCGCUCCACAAAUCCCAUACCGACCCAUGCGUUUUUCUCGAACUAAAACAUACAAAGGAGAAGCUCAGAGAUAAGACAGAGCACGUGCAGCAGUGUCUCUUCGAGUACAUCGUGGGUAUUAAUCAACGUCGGGCGAAGUAUAUGCUAACUAUAUUCAGAUAGAAGGAGAGAAUUCCGAUUAAAACUACGAUUAAUUUCCGAUUGAAUUAAAUUGAAUUACGAUUAAAAAUUCACAAUGGCGACCCCCAAUACUCCAAAGCUGAAGUUUAAUGAGUUCCUAGAUAAAAAAAAUGGAAUAUAGAUCAGGGGGAAAGAAACAAUGGAAGCACAUGAAGAAAGUUUGGGAGGGAUUAAAGCUAAAAUGGACACAGGAAGGUCAUUUAGGAGGGGAACCGCCAUCCGCAGUUCAGCUGAAAACAAUGGAAUGUGGGUUAAGAGAGAAAGAGGCAGAAAAGAACAAAAUUCACGUAUUUAAGAAAGAAGGGUCAGAUACGAAGGGAGCGAGAUUAAUGAGAAUCCUAAUUGAGGGAAAACUUUGGGCGUUUUAAAUUAGUGCUAUUUUCUGUUGUUCAGAUGCCGGAGUAACAAAUGCAGAUAACUGAAAAUUGGGUCUAUUUGCGGAGAAUCUGAGUUCCAUAGCAUUGGUGGUUCAGUGGUAGAGUUCUCGCCUGCCACAUGGGAGGCCGGGGUUCGGUUCCCAGCUGAGGUGUAAAGAGUAGUUAUAUAUGUCUGAGUUUUUGGUUAAUUAAACUAAUUGUUUUGCAGAGAAAGUUAUAGUCACUAGUAUUGGUAUAAGAUAUAAACUGAACGUUUUAAAUAGUUUGUUUGGUUCAAAUUGAAAGACUAAUUCAUUCAACUUAAUAUAAGAACGGAGAUUUUGAUGCAAGGCGAUGUCUGUUCACUAAAUGAUUUGUUGGGAAUAAUACAUUGGGAAAAGAGUCGUAAUUAAAAUGCUAAUUCAAAGACGAGACAGUAACUUAAAUCAAAUUAAUUCUGAAUAAUAACGGGGGAACAAUUACGAUAGAUUUGUGUCCAUCGAAAUGUUUUUAUAAGAUUAGCGAAUUGAGAGAUGUUGAUUGAUGUUGUAAACUCUAAUUCAGGAUUCAACAGAUGUGAUAAAUUAGGUUUGGUUUAUCGAACCCGAAAUACUGUUGUUGCAGACAGCCAACCAUUAUUUACAAUGAGUUGAAAAUCGUUGCGAAAUAAGUCAAGAUUGAGCGCUUGUUGAUGACAUCACUCGCGAGGUUUCCGUCGCCACGGAAAUGAUGUCUUGACUGGGGGUGACAGAGAAAAUGGUUAGUGUCCUUUAAAAGGAGUAUAUAAAUCGUCAGGAAAGAUGCUAAAAACUAGCAGCUGAUUCGCUGGGUGGGUAUCAUUGAUUUGUGGCGUUUAUUUGGACUGUAAUUGGGCCGUGAGAGAGAGGGAUUGGAUGUCUGAGUCAUAAAACAUCGUGAUGGUGGAUUCUGAUGGUUGUUGAUUCUUGGUUUGAUCGUUUGAAUAGCACCAGUGAAUUUGAGCACUGUUUCCAUUAUCUGGAACGGUGUCAGGGUAUUAAUGGUGAAAAGCAACCUCUAUGGUAAAACAUAAUUGUACAUGUUUCGGUAAACUAGCGAGGUUGAAUUUGGUUAUUUGUACAUUUCCCUUGAUACGUAGACAUACGUAACAGGGGCAAGUUGUUUUUCCUUGAGGAACACGCAGAUGGUGUUUUGUUUUAUUGAGAUGUAAAUGUGAGUUGAAGGAGCCAAGGGAAAAUACGUUAUUUUUUAUUAAAUAUCAGGGAUUAUAAUCUUGGGGAGAAUGAGGCCAUAAACGACCAAAUUGGAAAGGCCUGGAAGUUUUGAUUAAUCAUUAAGGUUUGCAAAUAUAUACACAACAUUUGUUAGGACUAUUUGUUUUGGUGCAAAGGUAUUUUAAAGAGACACGCUCAAAUAUGGAACUUUAUGAGUUUUUUAUUUUAUGAGUUUUAAAUUACACAAGUGAAUUUGGAUUUUAAGGAUAAAGGGUUUUUUAAUGUCUAGUGUAGUAUAGAACUUGACUAUAAAAGGGUGGGUUGACUCAUGGACCUUAUCAUGACUGUCUUCUAAGGUCUGAUCAGCCUUGGGGGAGAGUCAUUGGUAUAAUGAAUGUGGUCAUAUUGAGUACUAGUUUUAAGGUAAAUUCAUUAUAAAGGAGUUUAGGUUAGGAGGUUAGGAUAGGAUAUAUAUUAAGCCAAAAGGGCAGGGAAUUACAUAGAAAAAUAAGUUUCAGUUCUUAGGGGUGAUAAAUCACUGUAGACAAGGAAUUCUGCACUCUGCAACAUAUAUUCAAUUCAUGUUAUUGUCAGAAUAGAAUACUGAGAGUCCUUGAAGGAAGGAUUUUGAUAUGAUAAGCAUUUGUUUUGAAUUUUUUUUGACCAUUAGGGGUUUUAAAAAAAAAAAAUAAAAAAAAGAAAUAGUAUUAAAUUUAACAGGUAUAUAGGACAUCUGUGAUGAUUUAGGAUUAUUGUUAGGUUGAUUAAGGAAAUGUAAGGACUUUAGAGAUUGACACUCAUAGACAUGAUUUUGGAUAAAGUGAAACAGUUAGAAGCUUAGUGGUAUUUGAGAAAUAUGAGAGAAAAGGUUUAAAUUGGUAAAUAUAUAUUUAAGAAAAUAUAUAAGUAGCGCAGAUAGUUCUUAAGUAGAUAAGAAACUUGACAGGGAAUUGGUACUGGAUUGACGCCCAAGGGAGAAUUGGACGUGUGGAAAACUAAAAGGGGCUCCUUCAUGAUGUCAGAAAUAAGGAUAAUAUACUAAUCUUACCUAAGUCAGUAUUUAGAGUAGGUAAGGUUGAUACCUGGGCAGAGUCAGGUAUCAAAGGGGGAUGGGUAAAUUGUGGUCUAGGAUAGGAUGGGACUAUUGGAUAAGAAACUAAUCAUUUAAAAAUGUAAGCUAACAAUUGGGCAUAGAAGUUAAAGAUAUAAUCAGAUAAAACAUAUGAGAAAUUGUUUGUUAACCAAGCCUGUAUGUCCAGGAUUUUAUGCAUUACAGGUGAACUACAGGUGAAGUCACCCAAUCCAGUCCCAGAGGCUUGGGGACCAUAGAAGACCCCUGGUGACAGCUAGCUGAAAGAGCUACCCAGAUUCAUAUAGCACGUCAGAAGGGUAAGACAUUUUUCACUGUCGGACAAUAAACAGAGUUCGGGAGAAGAACUGGAAUUAACAGAAUUCCGGGGGCCAACUCUCGAAUGAAGUAACCCUACCUGUCCUAUCACCCCUGUUUUUGUUCAUAGAAGUGAAGAUGUGUCUGGCUCUGGCUAAGUGAUGUGUAUUUUGUUCCAAAAUAAGCAUAAGAAAUCCCUAGAUCUGGGUAGACAAGAAGUUAGAGUAGAGAUUACAUGAUAACCGACUUCGGACAGUUCUAGGAUUGGAGAAGAGGGUAUCCUUAUAGCAUGGGGAUCCCACAAGGGUGGAUAGGUUUUCCAUGAUAUGGGGAAACCUGGGAGCAAUGUUGAACUUUGUAAAGGUGAUGAAAUCCUACUAGCCAUCAAAACUAUUAAGCUCUCUGAUGCAGGAACUCACACCCUCGGACUACAAAGGACGAGGACAGACAUGAUGGGUGUGUUUUCUAUUAGGGUACUGCCAAGACCAGAGGUAACCGUGCACACUCCUCUACCACCACUGUGUUAAAAAUACCAUUCAGGUAAUUAAUGUUAGACUAUUCGGCUAUGGAUCAAUUAGAAACUGAGACUGGUUUUGAUAGUAGGGACAAUUUGUGGCUGUCUUAUAUGAGGUACACAGCUAAAACCCUGAGAAGAAAAGACUGUAUUAUUUGUAGUCAUGAUAGACCUGUUCUGGCUACACACCCAUUUGCUGUAGGAGAAGGAGGGGGGUGGUUGUGUAUUUUGAGAAGUUUUUACCAGGUUAAGCCCAAUUCAACCCUCUGUUCCUCUUUGAGCCUUGUGUUUCCUGCAGUACCUCCUCAUCGGGCCAUUUGGGGUGUUGAGGCAUAUGGGGGCAAUUACGAGUGCAUCACGGGUACAGGUAAUGGCAUUGAUUAUGGGAGAUUGCCUGAAGCUGAUUGCAGGAGUAACAUAACCAUUAAUUCCACUUGGCCAGUUACAGGCCUAAACCAAACUAGUGGUCUGGCUGAUGUAUGUUGGAUGAGUGGAGCAAAAAGUGCUGAGACCCAUUCUUAGAGGAGAAUGGCAAGGUACGUGUGGUCUGACCAGUUUGAUAAUUCCACGGACCAUUGUUGAUGUUGUUGCUGGACAGCUGCUGAGUUCUGUAACCAGGGGACCUGAAAACAUCCCAUGGGAGACAGAUGUAGUAGUGCUCCAUGGACAGAGGAUGUAGUUGACAUACACACUAACCUGUUGGGAGUGCCAGUGGGGAUUCCUCAUGAGUUUCAGGCCUUGGGUAGGAAUGAUGGACUCUGGCACUUACUACCUACUAUGGGUCCAGCCAUGGUGGAUGCUGGACAGACUGCAUGGAUUAAUUAUAUCUACUAUAAUCAACAGCGUUUUGUGAAUUACUCCCGUGAUGCACUCACUAGUAUGUCUGAACAGCUUGAGGCCACAUUUGGGGUUUCCAGACAGAAUAGACUUGCCUUGAAUAUGCUUCUUGCCAGAUCAGGGGACGUCUGCAAGAUGUUCGGUAAACAAUGUUGCACAUAUAUUCCUAAUAAUACCAGUCCAGAUGAUAGAUUGAAGUUUAAAAACUAAGGCGGACUUGAUGCACUAUCUGCUAAGAUGAGGUCCACAGGGGGGGUGGAGGAGUCUGUUCUCUUGGCCUGGUUUGGUAAGUGCACUGGUAUGAUGGUUACUGGAUUUCUGACCCCAAUUCUUGUAUUAUUUGUUAUUGAUGUGAUAUGCUGCUUGCAUCAUACCGUGUUUUAAGAAGUCUGUUACAGAUGUGGUGAAGGCUUCAGGCAUGAUGCCUUUUUGUUUGAUGCUCCAGUUGGCGAUGCCGAUACUGAAGCAUGCUUUCAGGGGAGGAUGGGACUGACUGAGGAUGACACAUGGUAUGCUGGGUUUGGAGUCCCUGGGUGGCAAGGAGCCCACCUGGUACAGGAUAGGAGUAGCUGAGAGGACCAGAUGGUUUCUAAUAAUUCUUUACUCUGUUUUCCAUGACCAAAGUUUUAUCCUACAUCUUACAUGUCAAUAACAAUAAAGUUUUAUCCUGUUUUUGAUAAGUGACACCCUUGUGGGUGACAAAGGGGGAAACAAAGGCAUAUAUCACUUGUUAUUAAUAAUAAACUUUUAUUAUUUUCAUGAAAUGCUAUGACUGCUGAAAUAAAGGUUAAUGAGUGACGGUCUUUUUGUUAGAUAACAGGAGCCAGGUGCGAGAUAACGGUAUGGAGCAUGAGACCCAUCUUUCAGUUUUUGCAGCCAUUUUAGGAGGGGGAUCCAGUUGCUUUUAUUGAUUAAGCUUCUCCAUUGGAUGUCGUGUCCCAUCUGGGAUGGGAAGAGGGGGAAAUUAUUUUUCUUUGUGGGCCAUUUCCGUAUAGACAGCCUAAACAAGGUAUUUUUCCUUUUUGGAUCAUGUUUUUGUUUUUGCUUGAAGUAAUGUAUCUGGACUAUAUCUCUUAGGAGAUGUGAAGAGAGGGAAUCGCAACAUUUUCCCGCUGGAAAAAGUUGGAAUAUGUGGACAAUCAUUUUUACUUUUAUUUGAGCUGUUGUUCUCUGCUCUGUUGAAUGAGGGUUGUAAGUUCCUAGGUGGCUGGUAGCCAACUUAGUACAUAGUGGGAUUGAAUGGAGAACAUGAUGGUAAUACAUAUAUAUCUAUUUUUGUUUAAUACCGUGCCUUAUUUCAUAGUCCCUUAGGGAGAAGUUUUUUGUAUGUCUGGAUCUAGUUAGGUGGUGUCACGUCUCUGGGGAGACGUGAAGAGAGGGAUUUGUUAGGAAGUGCUAUUUCUUAUGUAAAUGACCAGCAUACUGCUAUUGCAUUGUUAUGGCUGAGACAACACAUAGCAACAUAUUCUCACAGUAAAGGAUGUGGGGCCCCCUACAGGAUAACUCACGCACACACAAACAUAACUGCUAGGCCAGCGCACACACCAAAUUUCCCCCUUUAGCUGAACAUUGUGUGACGGCGGGAUUCUAGAGUGACGGACGGCCCAGCUGAGCCAAUGCAAGAAGACUACCUCCAGCGUGAACCAAUCCGAAGAAUCGAACUUCCAGAAUCAACCUACUUUCUGUUUUGUAUAAAUUGUAUUGUAACGGUUCACUCUUUCUCUUUUCCUGCUGUUCUGUGCGAGCGAAUGGGAGAGCCGUAUUUACGUGUACCAGAUAUUCUCACUCUGAAUAAACUGUCGCUUGUCGUACAAUUUUAACACCUUGUCUGAAUCGAUCCUUAACCGGCUCAUCCUUCUAAUAUCUUUUUAUCAACACCCCGCACAUUGACUCUUUGCCUGUGCCCCUUGUAUAUAACCUCGCUAUUGUUAUUUUACUGCUGCUCUUUAAUUAUGUUGCUUUUUUUGUUGGUAUUCUUCUUAAAACUGCAUUGUUGGUUAAGGGCUUGUAAGUAAGCAUUUCGCUGUAAGGUCUACCUACACCUGUUGAAUUUGGCGCACGUUACAAAUAACAUUUGAUUUGAUUCAUUACCAUACAAAGGAAACGUCAUUCGUGUCGCUGGCAGAAUACUCGUCUGACCCAGAAGACCUGAACGUAUCCGGAAGAAAGUCAUUUAGCAGACUCAGUCUCUUGAAUCCCAAGUGAAUGAAAGAAAGAAAAAAGAAGAGGCAGAGUCACUAAAAGCAUAUGCUGCAGAAGCGGUGUGUAACGACAAGGCCGCCUGUCUACUUAAACAACGCCAACUCAAGGAAGAGCGUCUGCUGCAGGGAGCCAUAGAGGACUUCUGGCUGAACUUCCAGCCGCGGUGUAGCCGGCGUGAGUAUGACUUAAACAACCCGGACAAAGUUAUGAAUCAGGACGGUAUCCAGAUGCUGCCGGGGCUUGUGGGUGAGGACCCAGACAGCCAGGGGAGGCUGAAUAAGCAGCAGGAGCAGCUCAGAGAGUGGUCCGUCCAGCAGCAACAUGAGCUGGCCACAGCACGACACCAGCAGAGACUGGAAGAGCAGCAGUAUGACCAGGACAGAGUGGACCUGGACAUCCAUGCUCUUCAGCUCCAGAAGAUCGAGGAAGAAAGGAGGAGAUCUGCAGCCCUGGCUACAAAGGAUUUCAAUCUGGCAAAGGCAGCAGAGAAUGCAGAGAAGCAGUGGAAAAAGUGGCAGCAGGAGAAGGAGGACAACAGGACAGACAUCCUAAAUCAGCUUCAGGGGGAGCUGCUGAGUAAGAGCCAGGAGCAGGGCAUCAGUGUGCUGGGUCUACCCCACCUCAGGGCUGACAGUUGCAAGGGCCUCACAAACGAGCAGCUGCAGCACGUCAUCGACUGCCAUCAGCAACGGAUAGAGGAGAAGAGUGCUGAGCAGCAGAAGGAGGAGCUCCACCAUGACCGAUUCUGUGUGACCUCAGCUCGCACCGCCCUACUACUGGAGAGACGGCAGGCCCGCAUUAACAAGCAGCUCCGACGCACCCUGGAUAGCGCCAAUGCACAGCUGUCUGAGGCCCACCAUGAACAGAAAAAGUACUUGGAUAAUGUGUACACUAACAUCCCAGAUGACAGUUAUUUCUCCCAGUUCAACACCAGCAGUCGAUAAAGUUUAACAGGGUCGUGCACUAUUGGAGAGAUACAUUUGUCUAUGGAAAUAAUAAAUGAUUUGAUCACAGCAAAGAAAGUAUAAUAAGUAAUAAUCUGAUGUUUUCUUUCAAUUUACUCAAAACGUUUUCACUACUUACCAAAUACAAUCAAAACUCUUCAUAGAGAAUUGUGUGUCCAUGCUUAAGGCUGCCUACUGUUCUACAUUAAUUUCUAAUCAUGUGUAUGUGGCUAAUCAGAAUGCUAAAGUGUGUACCUUGUUAAAAUAGGUAUAAUGAAUGAAUUGUAGCUCAUUUCCAGACUAAAUCUGAAAAAGAAAAAACAUGACCAUGUUCUCCAUGAAAUCCCAUAACAAAAUCAUGUUUGCUUUCUUAAAUACAUUAUCGGCCUCCAAUACAAUUAAAUAAAUCAAAGACUAGCCGGUCAGUUUAUACAGUGUAAGCAUUUUCACACAGUGCACCUUAUGCCACUAUUAUCAUAUAGAGCCUCCCUGAAUUCGCAAUUAAAAUGCAAAUACAAUCUUCCGCAAACAGAAGAAAAAAAAAAGUCAAAUGCCUUUGUAUGAAAACAAACAGUGUCCUUUCAUGACUAUUUGACUAGUGAAUUUCACUCCUGUCAACUCUUGUCAGGGGCCUCCAUUUUGUGGGAACUGACAGCACUGUGGAGUGUUAUACAAACCAAAUCCACUGGAGGGCGAUAUGAGCUUGUUCUCUUUUUCUUCUCAAACUUAAUUUGCCAAACUGUCUGAAGCUCUGUAUUCAUAUGAAAUAAUGUUUCAAUAACAACUGAAUCCUUUC
Messenger RNA from Oncorhynchus keta (chum salmon), 9429 nucleotides. RefSeq names its product RIB43A-like with coiled-coils protein 2. The transcript is spliced from 7 exons. Lineage: Eukaryota; Metazoa; Chordata; Actinopteri; Salmoniformes; Salmonidae. Bases 7896 to 8633 code for a protein of 245 amino acids. The record is from RefSeq and is a predicted model, not a curated record.